Messenger RNA from Hevea brasiliensis (rubber tree), 1368 nucleotides. RefSeq lists its product as uncharacterized. The coding region runs from base 368 to 1117 and encodes 249 amino acids. The record is from RefSeq and is a predicted model, not a curated record. The transcript has 7 exons. NCBI's taxonomy places the organism in Eukaryota, Viridiplantae, Streptophyta, Magnoliopsida, Malpighiales, Euphorbiaceae. Gene Ontology annotation, molecular function: nucleic acid binding.
CAAGUGAAGCUUUCCUCAUCGUCCACGGUUCUCCCAUAAGGUCCAACGUCCGUGGCCACCAAGCAACUCUCUUCUAACAUUCCAGCUUGGAGCGGUUGUACAUUAAUGAAAACCAACGGAAGAGAAGGGUAUUGCGGUACACAAUGUCCAACCACCUUCGGAAUCGGAAAUCACAUAGAAAAAUAGAGAAAAAAAUAAAAGUAUCUGCAUCAGACACGGGGCAUAUUCCUCUGUUGUGGUCCUUUCCUUUCUUUUCUUACCUCAAACAGGGUUAUUACCUCUUCUCUUCUCUUGGUCUCGCUUUCUGCUCCUCAAACUCUGAAAUCAAUAUCGGAAGGAUACAGAUCUGAUCAGUGCUCAAUCAAUCAUGGCCACUCCUGAGGUCCUGCAGCUCGUAGAAGAAGGUCUUCUUUCAUCUCCCCUCCUUGAUUCUUCAAAAGCUGAGAAUGCGAAGUCCCGAGGUCUCUCAAUUGAGAAGAAGAUCGAGUUCCUUGAGAGCUUGACUGGAAAAGUCAGCAACAGAAGAUCUCGGAGAUGGAUAAAUGAUCGUUUGUUGAUGGAACUUGUUCCUCGCUUGAAUGCAGAUGAAAUUAGAGGCUUGUUUGCUCCACCACCUUGGGGUGAUGACGUACCACCGUCACCAUUUAGCAUGACUAAUGUGGGAGAGUGGGAGAAAUUUAGGAAUAUAGACAUGGACAAACAGGCUCAUAUUAUUGAUUCCCUAAGUGGCCCAUCCACAAAGAGGAGGGGUCAUGUUGAUGCCAACAAGGUGGCUGUCUUAAAAGCAUGGCAUAGAAUAGAUUGCCGAACAAGAGAGGCACUUCGCCGUAGCUUUCUUACAGAUCUCAUUGAAGGCUAUGAGGCAUGCAUACGAGCCUUCAUUCAGGAGAGUGGAGAUGAAGAAGUUCUUUCAUUACAAGUUCAAGAUCCCUUUCAUAGAUUGUUGCUGCAUGGUGUCUGUGAGUUUUACAACUUGGUGUCAGUGACAGUGUCCGAGUCCAAGGACAAAGAGUCAUUGAAGACAACUAGGAUAAAGAAGAAGAAAAUGGGUGUGGUUGAUCUUCCAAAUGUCACCCUGUCGCAUUUUCUGAAAAUGUCCAAGGAAGGUGUUUGGUGAUCUAAUUGGGCAGCAGGAGCUCCAUGUUCUGUAUAUAAAUAAAUAAAACUCUUCAUGAUCCGUGCCGGAUCCUGAAAUGAGGUUGUAAUAUUUAACGUGGAUGUAACUUUUCAUUCACUUUGUACCAUUUAUGACAUGUAGUUUAUUGACCUCUAGCUUCUGUGAUAUGCUGGAGCGUCUGAAUGUACAAAUAUGUUUCCAAUCAACUAAAGAGGUUGAUUGCAGGUCUUAUUGGAUUAAUUCUUUUGAUU